Somion occarium is the source of this 1841-nucleotide messenger RNA. The record is from the annotation of a GenBank genome assembly. Lineage: Eukaryota; Fungi; Basidiomycota; Agaricomycetes; Polyporales; Cerrenaceae.
AAGUUAUCACGAGCAACUCAUGAGUCGACCUCCAUCAUCGCCGUGGACGACGAUGAGCACGGUGAAAAGAACAACGAGCAAGCCGGAUGCACUAUCGUCGGCAAGGAUAGCGAGUGAUUUACGUCUCAUACGCGUACUCUCCGUGUCUACAUGGUUGUUAUCUGCUUUACUCGUCCACCUUGCAUCAUAUCUUCCUCUCUUCGACUCCUCACCACAGGUUGUGCUUGGUGAGGACAUCAGCCGAACCGUAUCACCACUUUUGCGUUGGGACGCCUUUCAUUUCGGACAUAUUGCGAAACACGGUUAUGUCUACGAAUAUGAAUGGGCUUUCUUCGCAGGAACUCCGCUUGUCAUGCGGAAAACAGCUCAACUAUGCCAUCUACUAGGCCUGUUCAAUUCUGAAGAUGCACUCACUUGGCCAAACAUUCUAUUUUCUGGAGCUUCGAUAGCCUGUCUUUGUGGUACCGCUAGCACGCUAUAUGAGUUGACCUUGGAGCUCACCGCGUCACCUUCGUUCGCGUUAUUGUCCUCAUUACUUUCCUUAUUACCCAGUAGCCCAGCCACCUUACGUUUGGCUCCUUACACCGAACCGUUUUUCACGUAUUUAUCGUACAAAGGCAUGCUUUCCUGCGCCAGAGCACGCUGGACACUUGCGGCCAUCUUUUUCACGCUUGCAGGCGUGUUCCGAUCCAACGGUUUCAUGCUUAGCGGCUUCCUACUCUGGGGCAUGGUCAUCGAUCCAAUCCUGAGUCAUCGAAAUCUCCAGAUCAUGCGUAUAACACACUCAGCGGCGUUGACUGCCUUGACAUUUGUUCCAUUCCUGUCUCACCAGCUUGCCGCCUACCUCACCUUCUGCAGAGACAACACAUCACCUGCUGCCUGGUGUUCAAAGUCGCCUCCGUUCGUUUAUUCCUACGUGCAGUCGAAAUAUUGGAAUGUCGGAUUCCUGCGCUAUUGGACCCUAUCACAGCUUCCGAACUUCCUCCUCAGCAUGCCAGUUAUCGUCCUCCUGCUCUGGGCCUCAUCGCACCAUAUCCGACAUAUCCUCAUCCCCCAUCUUCACACCAUCUUCUACCCAAGCACACUAGGAUCCCGGCCCAUGAUACAGAGCUCGCCGUUCCUUACAACAAGACUUAUACCCCACGCAGUCCAUGCAUUCAUAUUCACUAACAUUCUGCUCUUCGCCUCACAUACCCAAAUCAUCCUACGUCUUGCGGCUUCGAUGCCUUUCACUUACUGGGCAGCUGCAUAUCUCGUCAUGGAAUACCCAAAGGCUGGACGGGCGUGGGUCACCUGGAGCGUAGUCUGGGGUGCGGUAUCUUUGGUUCUCUGGACUACUUUCUUACCGCCUGCAUAAGGCGUUGCCGUGAACGUCGUAGAGUUUGGAAUUCAACGAGUUGUUUCCGCCCUUUACAGCUACAUCGAACGCGACGAACUCACGACUGAUGAACUGUAUUCGUCAUCCCGGGGACCAUUAAAUAGUCGCUUUGUUUGGUCGCGGCCGAGGCAUCCCCCUUGGUUUCCAACCACCUAUCUGCGUUGUUGGCUUUCCCUCGUCUUCCAAUGUUCCGUUUGGUCCUGUGAAUUGUACAUCCAUCACGGGUCCGUCUGGAUCCUGUGAAUUCAACAGCUCUCCAGUGCCGGUACUUGAGGGUGGACAUUGGCUCUGCAUUGAAAGUCAGAAUCAGAGAUUUCGCAAAUAGAGCGGUACAUACACUGUCACGAGCUUCGGGAGUCAGGGCGACCACUUUACCAGAGGCUUCGGAAUCACUACGGCCACUAUCCUUGUUGACAAUAUGACAUGUGUUCAUUGAGAAAUCUUACCUCUCUCGUCCCACUUC